AUGCACUGCUGUGGCUGGGAAGCCAGCCAAAUUUUUGCAUGGCAAUACGACAUGGAUGCCGCGGCUCUGUUCCACGAGCGUCAGGCGGAUGUUGCCGCCUUUUCGGCCCUUGUGUUUCGUCGGCCGACAUCCGCAGUACGCCAGCUGCGCACGACACCGGCCACCAUUUCAUCGGCGACCCACACCACUGUGAGUGAGGCAGAAGCCGCUACCUCUUCUUCUCUGAUACACGUGGCCGCGGCGACGCCGGCGUACCGCCGCCCCGCCUCCGCGAAUGUGCCAGUGUCACGCGUCCUUCAAGAGAUCAAGGCACGGGCAGAACGAGAGAAACGGAUGGCACGCAAAACGAAAAAGAGGACCAGGAGCGAUGCCGACGAGCUUGCCGGCGGACUUCUACAUUUAACCACGAGCAGCAGCCGUAGCGGUGCCCCGCUGCGCGCCAUGGGCUUCUCCGCGCAGGAGAUUCGCGACCGCACCUACCUCUGGAUGACGGAGCUGGGGUCGCAUUGCAGCUCUGCCGACGACGUCUCGCGGCGCGCCGCGAAGGAACGCACCGCCCUCACUCCCCAGCAGCAAGCCCGGCUGCGGCGACUGCGCAUCAAGCGAACACAUCAACGCCUUUUGUCACACGCGCAGUGGGUCCUCUGGCUGCGCCGUCGGCGUCGGCUGUGGUACCGCCGGCGGCCGGUGGCGCGACGGCGGCAUCUCACUCGGCAGCUCGCACUCGAGUACGGGCGGCCGAUUGGGCUCUGCGGCUGCUGCAGGCGUAAACGACAUACGUCCGACGCGUCAACUGCGGCGCGCAAAGCACGCCCGCCUGCCAUCAAGGCUGUACGCAAGGUGGUGACGCAGUGGCUUCCAUCGCACUCGCGUCUGGCGAAGCGCUUCCACUACCGUAUUGUUUUUCUUGCCAUACAACCCAGCGUCACGCACGUAUCGUUGACGGCAGCAACAUCAUCGAUCCCCUCGCAGCAUGGUGGUGAUGCAGCGCUCAGCUCCACAGCGCCAUGUGAAAGCUGGCGCGCAAGACGUCUGCGCCUCUGCGCAUCAUGCGUGAUUCGGCUCGCCAUACCAUGUGAGCCCGCGCGAAAAGAUCAUCGAUUUUUGCAGCGUUGGGUGACCGCGCUCGCGGUGCAGCAGCGCCGGCGACUCUUCUGCAGCCCCACUACAGGGAAUGGCCCGCCAUCACACGCGCAGGCGUCGCUAAUUGCGUCCGCCCCAGCUGCAACGAUGCUGGCCGACCUUUCGCAUCACUGCGUGUACGCGCUGACGCCGCGGAAGGAGUGGCCAUUCAGUGGUGGAGUGCGCACUUCACCUGAUUCGCCGCAUGACGCCGCGUCUGCUGUCUCAUCUGCGCUGACCAGCCUCCUUGCAUUGCUCGGACUGCAUUCUGAUGUGGAGGACGUUGGCGCCGCACCUUCUGGGGUGGUCUUUGCACUUUCUCCGACGGCACGCCAUCAGCGCACACAACAAACUUGUGCAACUGUCGUGCAUGGACACAUGUGGUGUGCAGGCGCGGCAUGCCUUGGGAAUGCUGCCCUGAAGGCAGCCGACCAGUGCCGCGACUCUGUUAGCACUCUCUCUCGUCACACGCGCGUGGUGCCAGUGGUGCUGGUUGCUUCACUGCGCGCCAAAGCCGCAGUCACUUCUACGGCGAUUUUUCUCUUCAGUGAAGGCCCGGUGCACUUCACACGCCGCGCUACGUCACAGUUGCGAAUUCGGCUUGUCUCAUCCUGGAGCCCGUGCUCGCUGAGCCCGACACGCGCCUCUGUGUUUGAGUACUGGCGGUGCGACCCCUCCGCGUCCUCUUCUCAGCCGGAGUCUGAGGCGCUCUCGACGCUCAAGGGUGCUUUUCAGCGCUGCGCCCGUGUCUACCGGCGGUUGCAGCUGCGUUCAUUUCGCCCCCGCUGUAACCCGCGCGUUCGCCGGGGAACGCCGUCCACGUCUCCACCCCGAAAAACCGCGCCAAGAACUGGUGCGACGGUGGCAGGGUCAAGGACUGCUGCGCAUGACCCUCAGUGGGCUUCGCCGCGCCUCUCCCUCGUGGCCUACCCCAGCUUCUCCUCUCCGUUUCUACCAGAUCCGCACCGCAACGAGUCCGGGGAAGGAGGGACGGCUCCGUACGCAUGGCGCCUUGCGCUUCUCUACCGCGUUCCUGCGAGCGGGAGCCGUGACUCGUGCACCCGCAUCCGUGGCGCCGCUGCUAGGUCUGCCGCAUCCCCAGUCGCGAAGCGUGCCGUGGCCACCCCUUCGCUCCGACGUAGGUGCCUACUGUCGUGGCAGGCGCGUCGCGCCCACUUCCAGCUGGCUCGUCGCUUCUUUGGGUUUCUUCUCAUGGCACCACCGAGGGCUGAAACAACGCGUAGCGGUGCCGCCGCGCGGGGGCGGUGCCGUGCGCUUGGCUUCAAGGAUCGCGUCACCCUCCUUCACCUGCUAGGCCGUCCUGCCUACCCUCUGGACUAUGGGCUGUCCCGCCCUUCAGCAGCGGCGCAGCAGCGGCGCCGACCCACUCCAAAAAAGGCUCGGGUGACGAGGCAGGGCACAAAGCGCAGUCGCACGCCAACGGACGGCACGUCUGCCGCUGUGGCGCCGGCGAGUGCGCCACUUCCCUCGUACCUGCACAUACUGGAAUACUAUGGUAAUGUCUCGAAUGCGGCGUGCCGUGUCUUUGUGCGGGCGGCACACACAGAUCGCAAGCUCCCUACCCUACACAGCAGCGUGGGGACGGUCCUGCUGCAGUACCGGUGGCUGCAGCGCAGAGGCGGCGGCGCGUUGCGCAUACCGGGUGUGGCACGCGUCGGUGUUGUGUCGUCAUCCGCCUUCUUCGCACAGCGAUUCGGGUGCAUGGUGGCACCUGUGUGGUGCUGCUUUCCGCCGACGACGAGCGAGACUGGCGGCGGCGCCGCUCUUGCCACUCUCGACAACGCGGACGAAUAUACGCUACCCGUGGUGGUGCCCGGUGCCAACUGGACUGCCGUCUCCCUGGUUGGUGACACCGCUUCUGCUUCUCGCGCACUUAACUACCUGCUCGCCCCUCCUGAGGUAGCGGAUGAUCUGCUUCGCCGCAGCGCAUUGCUUCACCGAGACGAGCUGCCGCGAAAGCGGGCCCACAGUCGCCAUCAGCGCGUGUUUGACCUUGGACAAGGACGUGCCGUGCGAGAGCUAGAGACGUUGCUUUUCGAUCCGCUGUCGUGCUCGCCGGUACAACUCAUACAGUGGUACGCGUGA
Messenger RNA from Leishmania mexicana MHOM/GT/2001/U1103, 3228 nucleotides. RefSeq lists its product as hypothetical. The coding region runs from base 1 to 3228 and encodes 1075 amino acids. The transcript has a single exon. The record is from RefSeq and is a predicted model, not a curated record. NCBI's taxonomy places the organism in Eukaryota, Euglenozoa, Kinetoplastea, Trypanosomatida, Trypanosomatidae.